Chiloscyllium plagiosum (whitespotted bambooshark) is the source of this 1564-nucleotide messenger RNA. RefSeq names its product four and a half LIM domains protein 2. The record is from RefSeq and is a predicted model, not a curated record. NCBI's taxonomy places the organism in Eukaryota, Metazoa, Chordata, Chondrichthyes, Orectolobiformes, Hemiscylliidae. Gene Ontology annotation, cellular component: Z disc; nucleus. Gene Ontology annotation, molecular function: transcription coregulator activity.
GACUUGCUAUCUGUUUAAUUGCUGGUGUCAUCUAGCAAAUACGAAGCUUUGACAGGCAAAAAAAGCAAUAGGUCUUUCCAUUUGUCUUAUUCAACCAUUCAUUUGCUUGGAAGUGAACAUAGCUGCAGUCAACUUUGAGGUGCUUAGAGCUUUCCAAAAAGCACGAUGACAGAACGCUUUGACUGUCACUAUUGCAAGGAGUCCCUCUUUGGGAAGAAAUACAUCCUUAGAGAAGAGAAUGCUUAUUGUGUGAAGUGCUACGAAAGCCUUUAUUCUAAUACCUGUGAGGAAUGCAAGAAACCAAUUGCGUGUGACAAUAAGGACUUGUCCUAUAAGGAUCGCCACUGGCAUGAAGCCUGCUUUCAUUGCUUUCAGUGCAAACGGUCACUGGCAGAUAAGCCUUUCGCUGCCAAGGAUGACCAAUUGCUCUGUACAGACUGUUAUUCAAAUGAGUAUUCCUCCAAGUGUCAGAGCUGCAAGAAGACAAUAAUUCCAGGCACUCGCAAGAUGGAGUACAAGGGUAACAGCUGGCAUGAGACUUGUUUCAUUUGUCAUCGCUGCCAACAACCAAUAGGCACAAAAAGUUUCAUCCCAAAGGACAAUGAGAACUACUGUGUGCCUUGUUAUGAAAAGCAGUUUGCCAUGCAUUGUGUGCAGUGCAAGAAGGCCAUUACUACUGGAGGUGUCACUUACCAUGAUCAACCCUGGCACAAAGAAUGCUUUCUCUGCACAGGAUGCAAGAUUCCAUUGACUGGUCAACGUUUCACCUCACGAGAUGAAUUUGCCUACUGUCUGGAUUGUUUCAGUAAUCUCUAUGCCAAAAAAUGUGCUGCUUGUGCCAAUCCAAUAACUGGUCUUGGGGGAACCAAGUACAUCUCCUUUGAGGAGCGCCAAUGGCAUAAUGAUUGCUUCAACUGCAAAAAAUGCUCCAUCUCACUUGUGGGGCGUGGUUUCCUCACAGAACGAGAUGACAUCCUUUGCCCUGAGUGUGGCAAAAAUCUGUGAGAACAAAUCAAUCAACAGAAGAUUUUAUAAUAACUCUGACAGCAGCUGUAUUAAAACAACCCACCUGGCUAGCACCUACUGUUGUAUGAAUAAUCCACGAUUGUCUGUUCAGUUAUUUUGCUUGACAAUUUCAAAAAAAAAGUUUACAAAAUGUUAAUUAAUUUCAAAGGUAGUUUCAUGAAUGUUUUAGGAUGUCUUCAAAUUAAAAUUUAGUGUUUUAAUCUUGUACAUGUGUACCACAAAUAAACAAACAAAUUUAUAUAUCCCUGUAAUAUGAUAACAGUAACUGUCUAAAAAAAUGUUUACAUCAGUAAAGAAUUAUCUGUUGAUGGAAAACUUUUGAGUUUUUGUAUAACUAUAGAAGUAAUGUGGUACAAAUGCAUAAGUGACUUUGUCAGUUAAGUUGCCUGCAUUGCAUCUGAGUUAAAAGUAACAAAGAUCUAUGUGCACACUUUAUUAUUAAGCUAACUUUAGACUGCUUUAUGCAUUCAUAUCUAGGAAAAACAGUUUUCCAAAUAAUGUUUUGUUAUAUUGCAUGAAUAAAUAUAUGACGUGAAUA